Penicillium alfredii is the source of this 1377-nucleotide messenger RNA. Its product is annotated as DUF1776 domain-containing protein. Lineage: Eukaryota; Fungi; Ascomycota; Eurotiomycetes; Eurotiales; Aspergillaceae. The coding region runs from base 1 to 1377 and encodes 458 amino acids. The transcript has 4 exons. The record is from RefSeq and is a predicted model, not a curated record.
AUGACAAGCGACGACCAGUUCUUCUUUGACUAUCUUGCGUCCAUACCCCAUGACGUAAGGCGAUAUUCGCUCGAAGUCGCCGACUCGAUCGACCGUCAGGUUGACCAUGCCGCGACCGUGAUCCGAAACACCCUGUCCGAGCAGACAUGGCUGCCACCCACAAUCAGGCCGUCGACCCGUGCUUCCCAGAGCAUGCGCGCAUCGCAGGGCCUCACUGAUCGAGUGCAGAACUGGAUGUCUCGGAAUCGCGCGUGGACGGCCGCUAUGCUUGCAUUUGUUGGGACCGGGUUCGUUCUGAUAUAUGGAAGUAAGAAGCUGAAUGGGAAGAGGCGCAAGGCUAGGAAAGCCGGUAACGGCGCCAGGAAAGAGAUCGUGGUCGUCGCCGGAUCACCGCAUGAGCCGAUGACUAGGGUGAUUGCCUCGGAUUUGGAACGCCGAGGAUAUAUCGUCUACGUGACGGUUUCGUCAGCCGACGAGGAGCAUAUUGUUCAAUCGGAGCACCGGACAGAUAUCAAGGCACUUUGGCUAGACCUCACAACCACAUCUUCUUCACCAUCCGAAAUCCAUCCUUCGUUGCAUGAGAUACGCUCCUUGAUCACCCAGCCCCAGUAUCCUGUUGCUGGAGUGCCCCCACACACCUGCCAGUUGAGCGGGCUGGUGAUUCUCCCGUCACCCAACUAUGCCGCCGGUCCCGUGGCGACGAUUCCCCCGUCAUCGUGGGCCGACACGGUCAACACGCGCCUUCUUUCCCCCAUCCUCAUCGCGCAGCUCUUCCUCCCUCUCCUGACUCUCCGCAGCACCAGCAGUAGCAUUGUUUUCACCUACCCGUCCAUCUCAUCAUCUCUCUCUGCGCCCUUUGCUGGCCCGGAAGUCGCCACGACCCGUGCCAUCUCAGGGUUCGCAACCUCGCUCCGCCAGGAACUGCGCCUCCUCCAGAACGGCAACGUCGAUGUGGUUGAGCUCCGACUCGGCAAUAUCGACCUGGGACCUGCUUACCGAAACGCGCAGAACCAGAUCGCCGGGACCGAGGUUCUUGCGUGGAGCGCGCAACAGCGAGCCUUGUAUGGGUCGCAGUAUCUUUCCAGCAUUGAGCAGCGACCCGUUGCAUCGGCAGGGCCUAGCAUUGUGCGAGGAUCUCCUGUGCGGAGUCUCCAUUACGCUGUGUUGGAUGCAUUGGAGCCGGCGCCACGGGAUCUGUUUGGGCGCAAGACCCCCAAGAAACCGGUGAUGUAUGUCGGCCGCGGAGCUUGGUCGUACAGCGUUAUUGGUGCCUGGGUUCCCAGUGGACUUGUCGGGUUGAUUAUGGGUUAUCGCAGUGGUGGAAUGAUGGAGAGCCCGAGUGGCAGCAGCAGUGAAACCAGUUGGGAGAGAGUUUAA